This is a messenger RNA of Brassica napus (rape), 1866 nucleotides long. Its product is annotated as gibberellin 2-beta-dioxygenase 3. NCBI's taxonomy places the organism in Eukaryota, Viridiplantae, Streptophyta, Magnoliopsida, Brassicales, Brassicaceae. Gene Ontology annotation, biological process: response to light stimulus; gibberellin catabolic process. The record is from RefSeq and is a predicted model, not a curated record.
GUGUUUUUUUACACUUUUAAUUAACAUCACCAUAACUUUCAUAUUCACAUAAAAUCAUCUAUAAUUAUUUAAAAAUCAAAUUAUUUUUAGUUUUCUCAAAUAUUAUAUACUGACAUUGAACUCACCCCCUUAACCAAGAUAUGCAGAUUGUAUUUUAGAAUAAAAUCCACCAAAAAAUAAUUUAAAAUGCAUAAUAAAAACAAAAACGACAUUUUAGGAAUAAAAUAUAAUAAAAUCAUCGUCGCUACACACAAGCAACUAUAAAUCAAAGCCAAGCAAACAACCUUUUCACCAAGUUCCUUCAAAGUCUUUCACUUCAACAAUCUUUCAUUCCUUAGAUAAGUUUACGUAAAAGACUUCAAAGAAACAAACCAUGGUUGUUGUGUUACAGCCAGUCCCAAAAUGCAAAACGAGUUCGGUUUUAAUCCCAGUUGUAGACUUAGCCGACCCAACUUCCAAAACCCAAAUCGUUAAGGCUUGCGAGGAGUUAGGCUUCUUCAAAGUCGUCAACCAUGGAGUUAGACCCGAUCUUUUGACAAAGAUGGAGGAAGAAGCCACUAAGUUCUUUGCUUUGUCUCAGUCUCUCAAAGAUAAAGCCGGUCCAGCCGACCCGUUUGGAUACGGUAGUAAACGAAUCGGACUCCAAGGUGACGUGGGAUGCGUUGAGUAUAUUCUUCUCAAUGCUAAUAGUCAUCUGUCGUCUACCAAAACCACCGCCGUUUUCCGGCAAACCCCUGCCAUUUUCAGAGAGGCGGUGGAAGAGUACAUGGAAGAGAUGAAGGGAAUGUCGAGCAAGGUUCUUGAAAUGAUAGAAGAAGCGCUAGGGAUAGAGCCAAAGGAGAAGCUGAGCAGAUUGGUGAAGGUGAAGGAGAGUGAUUCGUGUUUUAGGAUGAACUAUUACAAGGAGAAGGAAGAGACUCAGGCCAAGGAAGAGAUUGGGUUCGGUGAGCACACUGAUCCACAGUUAAUAUCAGUGCUCAGAUCAAACGACACUGAGGGCUUACAAAUCUGUUUGAAAAAUGGGACUUGGGUCCCUGUUCCACCUGAUCACUCUUCUUUCUUUGUUUUUGUCGGAGAUACUCUUCAGGUGAUGACUAACGGAAGAUUCAAGAGUGUGAAACACAGAGUGCUCACAAAUACAAAGAGGUCAAGAUUAUCAAUGAUCUACUUUGCAGGUCCACCGUUGACGGAGAAGAUUGCACCAUUGGCAUGCCUUGUCCCCAAGCAAGAGGAUUAUCUUUAUAAAGAGCUUACUUGGUCUCAAUACAAGUCAUCUGGUUACAAGACUAAGCUUGGUGACUAUAGGCUUGGUCUCUUUGAGAAAUAACUUCCAUCUUCUAUAUUUAAUGUUUGAGAUACUUUUUUAUAUCUCCUAGUUUUUUUCUGAAAAAAGUAUGGGUUUUUGUUGUUGUUGUUUUAGAAAUUCAAUCAUUUCUUUUAGUUUAUAAGUUUGUACCAAGAAGGGCAAAAUAUAAAAUAAAUGAGUUUACCAAUUAUUAUAACUCUAAAUUUAUGUAUUGUAGUCAUCAUCUCUUAGUAUUUUUAUUCUUUUGUUUUGGUUCAUUCAUAAAAUAUAUAAUAACUAGUUAUCAAGAACAUAAUUUUUCCAUCGGGUACAAGGCAGACCACAAUUUCAAUGGCCUUUUGAGAAGAUGAUUUGACGUGUUUGGCCAAGAAGCAAUGUCCACAUAGUAGUAUACGAGUUUUUCUUUAGUUAUACUGUUAUAGACUCGAAAUUUAUUUGAAGAAAAAACUACAUUUUCAGUUUUUUAGCUCCCAAUUCCUUUGUAAAUGGCUCCCUUUUGAUUAAUCAAUAAAUUUGAAAUUCCAUCAAAACUAGUUUUUAUCUCCUCUUCGUCUUCAUCU